Messenger RNA from Toxotes jaculatrix (banded archerfish), 3340 nucleotides. It is a transcript of the gene grb7, whose product is annotated as growth factor receptor bound protein 7. The transcript is spliced from 17 exons. Bases 605 to 2191 code for a protein of 528 amino acids. NCBI's taxonomy places the organism in Eukaryota, Metazoa, Chordata, Actinopteri, Toxotidae. The record is from RefSeq and is a predicted model, not a curated record. Gene Ontology annotation, biological process: signal transduction.
UUCGUGGUAGUGGCACGGUUUCUUGUUUUGUUUGCCGCACAAAAAAAAAACAAACCAACCGGAAAAAAAAAAAAAAAAACACAGACACGCAAAGCUUAGCAUCACAUCUGGGAUUCUCAGGAUGUCUGAGAGCUGAAACCAGCCCAGAGACAAGACACGGUUUACAGGUCUUUUAAAGUGGACCCUCAGCAGUAACCACAGUGGUUAUCCCUCCACCGUGUGCUGUGUUCUUGUGUGUGGAGAACAAAGGAAAUAUUCAGGUUCUCUCUGCCUCCUCGCCUGAUCAGAACAGAAUACCGGUUCGAUUGUCGUGUGUGAACCACAAACAUCUGGACAGAAACAUCUGCCGGCUGAGAGUAACAUAAUGUGAAGGUUUUAAUGAACAUUUUCCUCGUGGAGAGUUAAAGGGAACAGGAACAGCGCUUUGAAAUAAAGAUCACACCGAAGAUCGUGGUGCUGUUCUGCACAUGUUGGCCGUUGUUCUCUGCAGCGGGCGGUCGUAGGAGGAUCCACUGCUGCUGGGGUCUGAGCUAACGCUACCGAGCCUGGCUGCUGGUGCUGCAGUGUGGGAGCACAGACUCCGGCUCUGUGUUUCCUCGGUAACAUGAUGGAGGUGGCAGGUCCCUGGACAGAAGUGUUUGAGAGCUCGGAGAGGAAGGAGAAGUCUGGAGGAGCAGAGACGUUGCUGGGCAGCUCCACUCUGACUCUGGCUCCUCUGGUCUCCGAUUCUCCCUCCGUCCGUCGCUCCCAGCCCAUCUUCAUCACCACAAACAGGGCGAAGGACGUGGAGUCCUUCUCUUCGUCCGUCCCAUCCAUACCCAACCCCUUUCCUGAGCUGUGCAGCCCCUCGAAGUCUCCAGUGCUCAUUAAUUCACUUCCGCCUCCGUCAGGUGACAAAUACGUGAUAAAGGUGUAUGGGGAGGACAGCCACAGCAGGUCGCUGUGUGUUUGUCCCGGAGCGACAGCCAGAGAGGUGUGUCACAUGCUGGUCCAGACGGCUCACUGCAGCGACCAGGAAAACUGGGCUCUCCUCGAACUCCAUCCCACGCUCGGCCUGGAGAGAUGCCUGGAGGACCACGAGGUUGUGCUGGAGGUUCAGGCGACCUGGUCUCUCAAGGGCGACACGAGGCUUGUUUUCUGCAAAAACUACGCCAAGUACGAGUUCUUCAGGAAACCAGUGCUCUUCUUCCCAGAGAGCAUGAUCUCCGACAGCGCAGAUGUCAGCAAGGGGAUGAAAUCAUCAGAGCUCAUUCAGAACCUGCUGAGGUCUGGGACGUGUCCAGAGAUCCAGGGUUUCCUGCACUUAAAAGAACCCAGUCGUAAGACCUGGAAGAAGGUCUACUUCUUCCUCCGACGCUCUGGACUCUACUGCUCCACCAAGGGCUCCUCCAAGGAGCCUCGGCACCUGCAGUAUGUGGCUGAUCUGGAAGAUUUGAACGUGUACACUGUGGUGAACAGCCGUAAGCUGUACGGAGCACCUGCAGACUUCACCUUCUGUAUCAAGCCUUCCAGAAACCCCGUCCGUGUUCAGGACCUGAAGUUCCUGUGUGCUGAGAACGAGCAAACACGAACUUGCUGGACGUCUGCUUUCAGAUUGUUCAAGUACGGGAAGCAGCUUCAGUGUAACUACCAGUUGUCCAAGUCGGCUCCACGAAGCCUCGAAGGAAGCAACCUCACAGAUAACAAAUCAAAGUCAGAGGCCAGCCUGGUGGCCAUGGACUUCUCAGGGAAGGCCGGAGGACGGGUCAUCCAGAACCCGACAGAGGCCCAGAACGCAGAGAAGGAGGAGGGUCAAGCUUGGAGGAGGAGAGAAGCCCUGAGGUGCAGCCUGCCCAACCUCAGCUCUGCUGCGAGACCUUCCUCCAUCCAUAAGACCCAGCCGUGGUUUCACGGUGGUGUGUCCAGGAAAGAAGCUCAGAGACUGAUAGAGAAGCAGGGGCUGGUGGACGGGAUGUUCCUGAUACGUGAGAGUCAGCAGCACGCACAGUGCUUCGUCCUGUCGCUGUGUUACCAGCUGAAGACCAAACACUACCUGGUGAUCCCCUGUGAGGACGGAGGCAGGAAGUAUCUCACCAUGGACGACGGUCUGACCCUCUUCAUAGAUCUGCUGCAGCUGGUCGAGUUCCACCAAAUCAACAAGGGCAUCCUGCCCGUCUGCCUCAAACACCCGUGUGUGUGCGUCGCUCUGUAAAGCCACGGGUCCCUGUGUGACCUCUGCUCUCUGAUGUCACCUCUCCUCCUGGACCAGGAUCAGUCACCCAGACCUUUAAUCCAGGUCUAAAGUGUGAACCCCAGUCAUCAGAUUGUACUGACAUCAGUUAAGCACAGUUGAUAAAGAGCAGUUAGAUGCCUGGAUUUUCUAACCGCUCGAGUGUCUGAGCAGAGCAAAGGUGCGUGUCUAAGUGAUAAUGUUAUCAGGGUUGUGAGUCGUGGACCCGUGGGACGUGUGAGUCAGACAUGAGGCACAUCGUCUGCCCCGCAUCUCUUUAGUAUUUUUAAUUAUUUUCCACUACAUGCUCCAGACAGUGGUUGGUUUUUAUUUUUAAUUAACGAGCUGCAGUCCCCGUGGAGGCGGCUUGAUUAGCGUCGUCGGACAGACUUUUAGCGCUUUGGGGAUGUUUGGAGAAAGAGCACUUUUAAUAACGUGCACUUUGAUUUGGAGCCAUACAGCCGUGAUGAGAGGCUGAGGACGUGCACUGUGAUGAGGGGCAGCAGGGGGAAGCGUUUGAUUGCUGCAGCACCAGGGUUCAUUGAUGAAUGUGACCAUUAGAGGGCGUUUUACAGCCGUGUAAUGUAGGAGAGGAGCACAUGUAUUUUCAUGUUAACACUGAAGAGAUUUGUGAUAUUGUAAUCAUGGAAACGCCCCAGGUUGCAGUCAUGUAGCAUGUAAAUUCUCACUCUUCAGACUGUGAGGUUUUUUGUAUAUUAACUUCUUAUUGUGCCUUAAAAAUAAUCUCAUAUUAUAUUUUAAUUUCACAUACAACACCAAACCUUAAGAACUCUUUCAAUGCUGUAUUUGCACAACGAUGGUGAAGGGAAUCUUUGCUGCAACAUCUGGAUGUUUAAACAACCAAAUAUCUGAUAUUAACAGGCUUAAUGAGGCUUUGUGAAAACUUCCAGUAGGUUUUGAGCAUUAAAAUUCAAAAAUGUUAACUCGCUAAUCGCUGAAGAAGCUCUGGAGAAAGCAACUGUAGUAAGUCGACCUCAAGUUAAAACGUUCUGACAAAGCUUUUCUUUACAGGUCUGUUAUUUCUGAAAAAAAAAAAUCCCAAUAAUUUCCUACGAAGUUUCCUGGAAAAAUGAUGUGAUUUCAGACUAAUUACAGGGAACAGAGAGACAA